Messenger RNA from Peniophora sp. CBMAI 1063, 543 nucleotides. NCBI's taxonomy places the organism in Eukaryota, Fungi, Basidiomycota, Agaricomycetes, Russulales, Peniophoraceae. The record is from the annotation of a GenBank genome assembly.
AUGCCAUCCUUCUACCACACACCACACUACAGCAAACCGUCCAUAUCCAGCCUCGCCGCCUUCGAUUCAGACGACGACGAGGAUAUUCGGCCCGACGUCGAGACAGCAUACCUGCUAGCGCCGCCUAUUACAUCGCCUCUACCUUCACCCCGGGCAUCGUUUGACAGUAUUCCAAUACUUUACUAUCGAACGCCGGACUACGCUACAUGGGCCGACCACUUAACGAAGGAAUACGAGGAGGGCGACGAUGAGCUGCAUGACCCGGAGUUGGAUACGCAGGAUUUGGAUGCGUCAGGCACCAUCUGGACGCGAAGAGGUGUGAUGAAUCUGGGAGGGAUGGGCAUGGCGUUUAUUCUGCUGAUAGUGAUCAUGAUGGUGUUGCCGUUGCUCUCGUUCCAUUACUACCGCACUCACUACUCUGCGUCCGCGUUCGAGUACGGUUACUACGAGAGCACCGACUUCAUUGCGAACGCGACGACCACAAGUCCACCAGUACUGAAAGACACACGACCGUGUCUAAUUUGUGGCCCUCCGGGAACAUGA